Amaranthus tricolor (Joseph's coat) is the source of this 2100-nucleotide messenger RNA. RefSeq names its product polygalacturonase inhibitor 1-like. Bases 78 to 1142 code for a protein of 354 amino acids. Gene Ontology annotation, molecular function: protein binding. The record is from RefSeq and is a predicted model, not a curated record. Lineage: Eukaryota; Viridiplantae; Streptophyta; Magnoliopsida; Caryophyllales; Amaranthaceae. The transcript has a single exon.
UUCCAACUCUAUUGUAUGUACAUUGUAAACCAACAAUCAAAAAAAAAAAUCAACAUAGAUUUCAUAUUGUAAACAAGAUGAGCAAACCAUACAUGAAUCUCCCUUUGCUCAUCUCCACUCUCCUCCUCCACCUCCCUUCACUCAUUCACUCACUUCCACCACCCCCACCACCACCGGAACGCUGCUACCCGGACGACAAGCGGGCCCUACUUGAAAUCAAAGCCUACUUUGGGAACAACCUUAGUGACUUCUCAACAUGGUCACCCCAAACAGACUGCUGUAACAAAUGGACUGGUGUUCUUUGCAAGAAGAUCCCCAAGACCAAUACCCACCGUGUUAACUUCCUCGAAAUCAUCCAAUCGGAUCAAAUCGUGGGUACAAUCCCAUCUUCACUACAAAACCUCCCUUACCUUGAGACCCUAAUCUUAAGACUACUACCCAAUCUCACGGGUCCAAUCCCACCAUUUAUAGGUAAACUCACAAAUCUACAAUACCUUUCGCUAAAUUGGGACAGUCUAAGCGGACCCAUCCCAAAUUUCUUAUCCCAACUUACAAAUUUAGCUACACUUAGUCUUAACAACAACCAUUUCACGGGUACUAUCCCAUCUUUCUUGGGUCACCUCCCUUUUCUUAUUGGACUAGACCUUUACGAAAACCAUCUUACUGGCACAAUCCCAAACACAUUCGGGUCAUUUACCCAUAAAACAUUCAUCGAUUUGCACAACAAUCACUUAUCUGGGUCAAUUCCAAAAUCAUUAGGACAGGUUAAUUUUGAGAUUUUAGAUCUUUCGGGAAAUCAAUUAACGGGUGAUGCAUCCUUUCUAUUUGGGGAAGAUAAGACCGAUUUGGCACACUUAAUCCUUUCCAGAAAUAGAUUGUCUUUUGAUUUCUCAAAGGUGGUAAUGCCUGUUGGUGAGCUUAAUUCCAGCUUGUUGAUACUUGAUUUAAGCCAUAAUCAGAUUUAUGGGAAGUUGCCUGAUUGGUUAGGAGAAGCACCAGAUUUGCGUAUAAUCGAUUUUAGCUAUAACCGCCUUUGUGGGCCCAUCCCUACUGCCGGAGGAGGAUUACAAGUUUUUGAUGCUUCUCCAUUUGAGCAUAAUUUGUGUUUAUGUGGUGCUCCAUUGCCCCCUUGUAAGUCCUAGCUAGUCAUUCAGCUGUAAAACGACUACUUUCUACACUAGCUACGUAGCUCAAGUUAGUUAAUGUAGUUAUUACGCAGAGGGGUCUUUGGGGAUGUGCAAGCUGAUCGACCGUAUGAAGCCUUUUUCUCUCGUAUAUGAAAAUAGUAAAUAAAAAAAUAAAUAUGUUAAGUUUAUUAAUAAAAUAAUUAUAUUUAUUUACUAAAAUAAAGCGUAAAGUAAAAGUUUUGUCCUGGACUCCAAAUUUUUCAAGACGACUUUGUUAUUAGGUUGUUACAAGGUUGUUAAAACAACUAGAACCUGUUUGGUUAUUAGUACUAAAUACUGGUAAUUGGAAUAAAUUAUAUAGUAAAUUUUCAUGAUAAAAUGUCAUUAAUUCACAGAGUAAUGAAAUAUCGAUCAUAAGAAAGUUUUUUUCUUUUCAUAUUUUUCAUUACAAGUUAAUAUCAAAUUUUCAAAUGGUAUUGCUUUGGAAUUAAUUUUGCGAAGAAAAUGAGAGUGUCGAAUUGGAAGAAGCUGGAUCUUUAUUGGAAAUACUUCACAUAUAGAAAGAUCAAAUAUCACUAAAAUAGUGAGUUGUGAACUUAUAUAUAAUACUGCUCGAUUGGUAAUCCUCUUAGUAACAUAUGGCUUUGGAAAAUAAAAAGUGAAUUUUAUCAAGUGUAUAAUGUGUAUGCAAGUCUAAAGCUCAUUACUCAUGGAUUUAUGAACCUGAGAUCACAUGUGCCUGAAAGUAUGUCCACACAAGUGGACCCACGGGAUAAUUAUAUAACGAAUUAUGUCGGGACAUUAUUAAACGUAUUAAAAUAUAUCACUAAUAAAAUUACACUAACGUUUUACUACCAAUUAUUAUUUAAAAUCGACUACCAAACGUGCGGAUAAUAUACUAAACCUUUUCUGUACUUUUUGAUCUUUCCCUUAUGUUGUCAUGAGCCUAUAGGCCCUAUAUCUAUAAAUAGAG